UAAUGGCACGCAAAAGGGCUGACCCCGAUCGUUUCUUGGAGUAUGAAGAAUUCAAAGAUCAUACUGGUUUUACUAUUUAAGAGGAUGGAGAUUAUAUAGAUUUCUAUUAUGACUAAUAUAGGGGUUGGUUUGAUGAAUUUGGUAAUUACUAUAAUUCAAAUGGUGAACCAACUAGACCAAAUUAAAAUAGCUUGAAGUUUUGGGAUUCAAUCAAACAUAAAUGUAAUAAUUUUAUUUAACCUGUUAUAGAUUCUCAAGAUGACAUAGAUGAUUUAUUAAAUUAAUAUGACGGAGGUACAGAUAGUGAAGAAGAAAAUGAAGAUGAUUAUGAAAGGUUAUUGAUAAGAUUUAUUUUAGAGAGUACCAUAAUAAAGCACAUAUGGAUAAACUAAUUAAGAGAUUGAAACAUUAUGGAGAUUAGGAAGAAAUUAAAAUUAGAUUUAGUCAUAAUAAAUGGAGUACUAAGGAUAGAGAUAUUAUACAAAUGUUGGGAGCAUAAAAUGUGAAAUCAGUUUAAUUUGAUUUUAAACUUGGUACCAAUUACAAAACUGGAACUGGAAUUAUUAUAGCCGUAAAUAAAAAGUGUGCUGAGCAAAUUAUUCAAUCUCACAAUAUUGAAAUUAAUGGUCAACCUAUCUCACUUGAUAUUGAUGCAUUAGAUAUAAACGAUUCAGAUGAUGAAGUGAUUGGUAUUUAAAAAGAAGAUCCUUUAUUAAGUAAACCAGAAUAAUAAGUCUAAUAGUAAUAAUAGUAACCAUAACAAUAAUAAUAAUAAUAACAAAAAUAAUAAUAACAAUAAUAAUAACAAUAAUAAUAAUAAUAACAAUAAUAAUAAUAACAAUAAUAAUAAUAACAAUAAUAAUAAUAAUAAUAAUAAUAAUAAUAAUAAUAAUAAUAAUAAUAAUAGUAAUAAUAAUAAUAAUAAUCAUAAAAACAAACUUGGGAAAAAGAAUUUUUGAUAGUUGAGGGAUUUCCUAACAAUGAAACUAAGGAGAAUAUUAGAAUAUGGUUAAAUUAAAAAAUAUUUCUUAAUUAAUAAAUUCAAGAUGACCAAAUUGAAAUUAAAAUAAAGGAAAAGAAAAUAGGAAAGUAAGUUGACAAAUAUGUAGCUGCAAAAUUAGAUUUAGGAUUAAAAGAAAGAAUAGAAGAGGCUAAAAAUUUAAUUGAAAAAUGCAACAUGUAUCAAGGAAAGAGAAAGAUUUCCUGUUUCAUAUUCAAACCUCCAAAAUGAAA
Paramecium pentaurelia is the source of this 1233-nucleotide messenger RNA. NCBI's taxonomy places the organism in Eukaryota, Ciliophora, Oligohymenophorea, Peniculida, Parameciidae. The record is from the annotation of a GenBank genome assembly.